This is a messenger RNA of Topomyia yanbarensis, 8381 nucleotides long. It is a transcript of the gene ck, whose product is annotated as myosin-VIIa. The transcript is spliced from 10 exons. The record is from RefSeq and is a predicted model, not a curated record. NCBI's taxonomy places the organism in Eukaryota, Metazoa, Arthropoda, Insecta, Diptera, Culicidae. Gene Ontology annotation, molecular function: cytoskeletal motor activity; ATP binding; protein binding. The coding region runs from base 882 to 7388 and encodes 2168 amino acids. Gene Ontology annotation, cellular component: cytoskeleton; myosin complex.
UUUCAACCUGCCUCCCCCAAAAAAGCGAUCCACCUCGCGCGAGGCUAUGCUAGAGUUCAGUGGCUGCCAGUGCAACCAGUUCGAGUUUAACUUUCUUGCGUUGCGUACACGUAAGCCGGAUCGAUUGAGGUCGGCUCUUGUAGGACGAGCUUUUGGUUUAGUUGUUUUUCUGCUACAUAUAUGGGAGGAUGGUUUUCCUGUACGGUGCUGCUGCUGCUGCUGACUGUCUGCAAUUCUUUAUUGUUUGAUUUUCAUCCAUUUUCUUUUUCUGGUUGAGUGAAAAAGGGGUCUGAGUUUUCGUGGCCGAACAAGUCGUGCUCUUCUGAAGUCUCUGAUGGAAUUUGGGUGUUGUGACAGUUUGUACGGGCUUCUGAAACAGAUAAGAGUUGCGUGAUAGUGUCUAGUUGAUCACAGAGAAAGAAAGAAGAAAUUUUAUUCAAAUUAGGAGAAAAAUAUUUCUACAUAUUUUUGAUGUGUUAGUGUAUGUGAAAUUAACGGCAUUUUAUCUUCUGAAAUAAAGUUCAACAGUGAAACAGAAGAGGUGGAAAAAGAAUACAGAAAAGUUGAAAUAAAGAAAGUCAAAAUACCUCGUCAUAGGUGCAAGAUUCAACGAGAUCGUCAAGAAGCUGUCGAAAGGGCCAAGUGAAUGUGCCCAAUACAUAUAUGCAUUUGGAGCUAAUUGAGGAGCAAAUAUACUAGCAAAUUGGAUUACCACAAUACGUUUCCCAGUGCAAGAAAAGCUCUCUCGGAGUUCAGCCUAAUUUUGGACGGUGGGCAACCGAUCCUCGUCGUUUUUCCAGUUACAGCACUUGAGUGGAAUACCGGGACCGUGCGCACUCAACUACACAAUCGAUUAAAUCGAAAGUCAAUGUGGCGUCAAGAUGGUCAUAGUUACUCGGGGUGACUACAUAUGGAUCGAGCCCGUAUCUGGACGCGAAUUCGAUGUGGCCAUCGGAGCCCGGGUCAUCUCGGCCGAGGGCCGACGUAUCCAGGUCCGCGAUGACGACGAGAAUGAGCUGUGGCUCACGCCGGAACGACGCAUCAAAGCCAUGCACGCCUCGUCUGUGCAGGGUGUCGAGGAUAUGAUUUCGCUUGGCGACCUGCACGAGGCCGGAAUCCUGAGGAAUCUUUUAAUCCGAUACAAUGACAACUUGAUCUAUACAUACACCGGAUCGAUUCUGGUAGCCGUAAAUCCUUAUCAAAUUCUGCCGAUCUAUACCGCCGAUCAAAUCAAGUUGUACAAGGAGCGUAAAAUUGGAGAACUCCCGCCACAUAUUUUUGCCAUCGGAGAUAACUCGUACGCCCAUAUGCGAAGAUAUGGACAGGAUCAGUGUAUUGUUAUAUCUGGCGAAUCGGGAGCUGGUAAAACGGAGAGUACAAAAUUAAUUCUCCAGUACCUGGCGGCAAUCAGUGGGAAACACUCCUGGAUUGAGCAGCAAAUUCUCGAAGCCAAUCCAAUUCUCGAAGCAUUUGGCAAUGCUAAAACCGUGCGGAACGAUAACUCGUCUCGCUUCGGAAAGUACAUUGAUAUUCACUUCAACCAUGGCGGGGUGAUCGAAGGCGCUAAAAUCGAGCAGUAUCUGCUGGAAAAGUCUCGAAUAGUUUCACAGAAUGCAGAAGAGAGGAAUUAUCAUAUUUUCUACUGUUUGUUGGCUGGAUUGACUCAGGAAGAGAAGCGGAAGCUAAACCUGGGACAUGCCUCCGAUUAUCGCUAUCUCACCGGAGGAGGUUGCAUCAAAUGUGAUGGGAGAAAUGAUGCUGCAGAAUUCGCUGACAUCCGAUCGGCUAUGAAGGUGCUGUGCUUCUCGGACCAUGAAAUUUGGGAGAUUUUAAAGUUACUGGCGGCGCUCUUGCAUACUGGAAACAUCAAGUAUCGAGCAACGGUAAUUGAUAACCUAGACGCCACGGAGAUUCCAGAGCACAUCAAUGUAGAGCGUGUGGCUAGUCUUCUGGAAGUUCCACUACAACCAUUCAUAGAUGCACUCACUCGAAAAACCUUGUUUGCUCACGGUGAAACUGUCGUUUCCACUCUUUCGCGGGACCAAUCUAUGGACGUUCGGGACGCCUUCGUAAAGGGAAUCUACGGGCGAUUGUUUGUUCUUAUCGUUAAAAAGAUUAACCAAGCAAUCUACAAGCCUAAAUCCUCUACUAGAAGCGCUAUUGGAGUGUUGGAUAUAUUCGGUUUCGAAAACUUUGAUCAUAACAGCUUCGAACAGUUCUGUAUUAAUUUCGCAAACGAAAACUUGCAACAGUUCUUUGUUCAGCACAUUUUUAAAUUAGAACAGGAAGAAUACAAUCAUGAAAGCAUUAACUGGCAGCAUAUCGAGUUCGUUGACAAUCAGGAUGCAUUGGAUCUGAUCGCUAUUAAGCAGCUGAACAUAAUGGCACUGAUCGACGAAGAGUCCAAAUUCCCGAAGGGAACUGAUCAAACAAUGUUGGCAAAGCUGCAUAAAACACAUGGCACGCAUCGGAACUAUUUGAAACCUAAGUCAGAUAUCAACACCAGCUUUGGGUUGAAUCAUUUCGCAGGAGUUGUAUUCUAUGAUACUCGUGGUUUCUUGGAGAAAAACCGCGACACUUUCAGCGCUGAUCUACUUCAGUUGAUUUCUAGUUCAAGUAACAGGUUCCUCCAGGCGGUAUUCGCAGAAGACAUAGGUAUGGGGGCUGAAACUCGUAAGCGAACGCCAACGCUCUCUACUCAAUUCAAAAAGAGCUUGGAUUCUUUAAUGAAAACCCUUAGCCAGUGCCAGCCAUUUUUCAUUCGGUGCAUCAAACCAAACGAAUUGAAGAAACCGAUGAUGUUCGAUCGAUCAUUGUGCUGUCGGCAGUUACGUUACUCCGGCAUGAUGGAAACAAUUCGUAUUCGUCGUGCAGGUUAUCCCAUCCGACAUAACUUCAGGGACUUUGUGGAACGAUACCGUUUUCUGAUUAACGGAAUCCCACCUGCUCACAGAACUGAUUGUCGAAUGGCCACUUCCAAGAUUUGUGCGACCGUAUUGGGCCGCUCCGAUUAUCAGCUGGGUCAUACAAAAGUCUUCCUCAAAGACGCCCAUGAUUUAUUUUUGGAACAAGAGCGGGACCGUGUUUUGACACGUAAGAUUCUGAUAUUGCAACGUUCAAUUCGUGGUUGGGUUUAUCGAAGGCGAUUCCUUCGAAUGAGACAAGCGGCCAUCACCAUUCAAAAGUACUGGAAGGGAUACGCACAGCGACAGCGAUACAAAAAGAUGAAAAUCGGUUACAUGCGAUUACAGGCAUUGAUUCGCUCGCGAGUGCUGAGCCACCGUUUCCGGCAUCUUCGCGGUCACAUUGUUCGCCUGCAGGCUAGAAUACGAGGAUACUUGGUUCGUCGAGAGUACGGAAACAAAAUGUGGGCAGUGAUUAAGAUCCAAUCGCACGUCAGACGGAUGAUUGCUAUGAACCGAUAUCAGAAGUUGAAGUUGGAGUACCGGCGACAUCACGAAGCACUUCGGAUGAGACGGAUGGAAGAGGAAGAGUUGAAACAUCAAGGUAAUAAGCGAGCCAAGGAAAUAGCAGAGCAGCAUUAUAGAGAUCGAUUGAACGAAAUCGAGCGGAAAGAUAUGGAACAAGAAUUGGAAGAGCGUCGGCAGGUAGAGGUCAAGAAGAAUAUCAUAAACGAUGCUGCUAGAAAAGCUGAUGAACCGGUGGAUGACAGCAAACUGGUGGAAGCCAUGUUUGAUUUCCUGCCCGACUCUAGCAGUGAAGCCCCAACACCGCACGGAGGUCGCGAAACAUCUGUUUUUAAUGACCUACCAGUUAAUCAAGACAACCACGAAGAUAUUAUCGGGCCAAUUCACCCAAUCUCCGAGGAUGAAGAGGACCUGUCCGAGUUCAAGUUCCAGAAAUUUGCGGCAACUUAUUUCCAGGGCAACAUUACUCAUUACUAUUCUCGGAAACCUCUGAAGCAUCCUCUACUGCCGUUGCACACUCAAGGUGAUCAACUAGCAGCACAAGCACUGUGGAUUACCAUCUUAAGGUUUACUGGAGAUCUCCCAGAGCCUCGAUAUCACACGAUGGAUCGCGACAAUACCUCCGUGAUGUCCAAGGUCACCGCCACACUUGGGCGUAACUUUAUACGAAGUAAAGAAUUUCAGGAAGCGCAGAUGAUGGGAUUGGAUCCAGAAGCAUUCCUCAAACAGAAACCGCGUUCCAUUAGACACAAACUAGUAUCGCUCACUCUGAAGCGCAAGAACAAACUAGGGGAGGACGUUCGACGUCGUCUGCAGGACGAAGAAUACACUGCCGAUAGCUACCAAUCGUGGCUUGAAUCUCGCCCAACCUCUAACCUAGAGAAACUCCAUUUUAUUAUAGGCCAUGGUAUCUUACGAGCGGAAUUGCGUGACGAAAUAUACUGUCAAAUUUGUAAGCAACUCACCAAUAAUCCUUCGAAAUCAUCUCACGCUAGAGGUUGGAUUCUUCUGUCGCUUUGUGUAGGAUGCUUUGCUCCGUCGGAGAAAUUCGUUAAUUACCUGCGAUCAUUUAUCAGAGAAGGUCCUCCAGGAUAUGCUCCCUACUGUGAGGAACGGCUGAAACGAACCUUCAAUAACGGAACUCGAAAUCAACCCCCAUCAUGGCUGGAACUACAAGCAACCAAGUCUAAAAAGCCGAUAAUGCUUCCUAUAACUUUUAUGGAUGGAAAUACUAAGACCCUUCUGGCCGACUCCGCUACUACGGCAAGGGAAUUGUGCAAUCAAUUAUCAGAUAAGAUCGCCCUUAAAGAUCAAUUCGGAUUCUCCCUUUAUAUUGCCCUGUUCGACAAAGUAUCUUCACUGGGAAGUGGUGGUGAUCACGUCAUGGAUGCAAUCUCACAAUGCGAACAGUACGCCAAGGAGCAAGGUGCUCAGGAACGAAACGCACCCUGGCGGUUAUUCUUCCGAAAAGAAAUAUUCGCUCCCUGGCAUAACCCCAUUGAAGAUCAGGUUGCCACCAAUUUAAUCUACCAGCAAGUGGUUCGUGGAGUAAAGUUUGGCGAAUAUCGAUGCGAUAAGGAGGAAGAUCUGGCAAUGAUCGCCGCACAGCAGUACUAUAUCGAGUACAAUACGGACAUGUCAAUGGAUCGGUUGUACACGCUGUUGCCGAAUUUUAUCCCCGAUUAUUGUCUGACGGGAAUCGAGAAGGCGAUUGAUCGUUGGGCUGCCCUAGUGCUGCAAGCUUACAAGAAGAGUUACUACCUGAAGGAUAAGGCACUGCCGUUGAAAGUGAAGGAAGAUGUUGUAGGUUAUGCAAAGUAUAAGUGGCCUCUACUGUUUUCUAGGUUCUACGAGGCUUACAGAAAUUCGGGACCCAACUUGCCUAAAAACGACGUUAUCAUUGCUGUCAACUGGACCGGUGUCUACGUGGUGGACGAUCAAGAGCAAGUUCUGUUGGAGCUUUCUUUCCCCGAAAUAACCGCUGUUUCGAGUCAAAAAACAAACAAGGUUUUCACGCAAACAUUUUCACUAUCCACAGUACGAAAUGAGGAAUUUACCUUCCAAAGCCCAAAUGCGGAAGAUAUUAGAGAUUUGGUGGUUUACUUCCUGGAGGGCUUAAAGAAACGCUCAAAAUUUGUGAUAGCCCUACAAGACUACAAAGCUCCGGGUGAAGGAACAAGCUUCCUCUCAUUCUUAAAAGGUGAUUUGAUAAUUCUGGAAGAUGAAAGCACUGGAGAAUCGGUUCUGAAUUCUGGUUGGUGCAUAGGAUGUUGUGAACGCACCCAGGAACGCGGAGACUUCCCAGCCGAAAUUGUUUAUGUACUACCAACGCUCACGAAACCUCCACCGGACAUUUUGGCACUAUUCAGUGUAGAAGACGCACAUCACGGCAAACGACUGAAUUCAAUCCACUCGAAUGGGGGCACGGAAACUCGUGAACGACCACAUACUCUUGCCGACUAUUCGUUGGAUCACUUUAGACCUCCUCCGAAGCGUACCAUGUCCAAGGCGCUAUCCACCCUGAGUUCGAAACGUGGAGGUGACGAAUUGUGGCGCUACUCCAGAGAUCCAUUAAAACAACCGCUACUGAAAAAGCUACUGGCGAAAGAAGAACUCUCCGAAGAAGCUUGUCUUGCCUUCAUUGCCAUUAUGAAGUACAUGGGGGAUCUCCCAUCGAAACGACCCCGUAUCGGCAACGAAGUUACCGAUCACAUUUACGACGGACCACUCAAGCAUGAAAUCUUGCGAGAUGAAAUCUACUGUCAGCUGAUGAAGCAACUCACUGAUAAUCGGAAUCGCCUCUCGGAGGAGCGUGGAUGGGAGUUGAUGUGGCUUUCCACUGGUUUAUUUGCUUGUAGUCAACAGUUGCUCAAAGAACUUACACUCUUCCUACGAACAAGACGCCAUCCCAUCUCACAAGAUUCACUACAUCGCCUUCAGAAGACCAUUCGGAAUGGUCAACGUAAAUAUCCGCCCCACCAGGUCGAGGUGGAGGCGAUUCAGCACAAAACUACACAAAUCUUCCACAAAGUGUACUUCCCGGACGAUACGGACGAAGCAUUCGAGGUGGACUCAUCCACCCGAGCGAAAGAUUUCUGCCAGAACAUUUCACAGCGACUGAAUCUGCGGUCCAGUGAAGGUUUUAGUUUGUUUGUAAAAAUAGCCGACAAGGUGAUAUCAGUGCCAGAAGGAGACUUCUUCUUCGACUUUGUGCGUCAUCUGACCGAUUGGAUCAAGAAGGCGCGGCCGACGCGGGACGGUUCGAACCCGCAGUUCACGUACCAGGUGUUUUUCAUGAAGAAACUGUGGACAAACACGGUACCAGGGAAGGACAAGAAUGCGGAUCUGAUAUUCCACUACCAUCAGGAGCUGCCGAAGCUAUUACGGGGCUACCACAAAUGCUCGAAGGAGGAAGCGGUGAAGUUGGCCGCGUUGGUGUAUCGGGUGCGGUUUGGCGAGAGCAAACAGGAACUGCAAGCAAUCCCUCAAAUGCUACGCGAACUGGUUCCUUCAGACCUUAUCAAAUUGCAAACAACAAACGACUGGAAACGAUCUAUUGUGGCAGCCUACAAUCAGGACGCUGGUAUGUCCCCAGAGGAUGCUAAAGUAACUUUCCUGAAAAUCGUCUACAGAUGGCCCACAUUCGGGUCGGCAUUCUUUGAGGUGAAGCAAACCACCGAACCAAACUAUCCGGAAAUGUUACUGAUUGCCAUCAACAAGCAUGGCGUUAGUUUGAUUCAUCCAAGCUCAAAAGACAUUCUGGUCACCCACCCAUUCACACGCAUUUCCAACUGGUCAUCCGGUAACACCUACUUCCACAUGACGAUCGGUAAUCUGGUCCGCGGCUCAAAACUGCUCUGCGAAACCUCACUCGGAUACAAGAUGGACGAUCUGCUGACCUCUUACAUUUCACUCAUGCUGACCAAUAUGAACAAACAGCGAACAAUUAGGAUUAAGUGAGCGAGCCUUACUAUACAAUAGACUAGCGAUCGGCAGCAAGCACACAGCAUAGCACAGCUUUAGGGCAAGUUUUGGUUUGUUUUUUAGGAACAAACGGAACAUUAGUUGAUUACUUUCGAGUAUUUAUUCUGUUUGAGCUUUGCUUUUUUUUUUGGUUUUAGCUUGUUGAAAGCAUCAAUAAUAUAUAAAUAGAGAUGUUAGAACAAAUUUUUGGUCAUGCUAAUUUGAGCACACGCGUUAUGAAUGAGUAAUAUAUCAAGCGUCUGCGAGUUGCAUUACAUAGGUACAUACUAUAAAUCACUCACUCUUCACUCUCUAAUAAUAUUGAUGAAAGCAAAUUUGAGUUUAUUUUACAAAAAGUAACAAAAAUGCAGGUUUGAGAAACUAAAUUCUUUUGAAUUUUUUUACAAUGCUAUCAAUUUUAUUUUCAAAAGUAACCCUUUAAGGCCAUUUUAUUUUAUUAGUUUUAUCGUAUCCAGAAAACUCCUCACAACCCCAAAAUGCUUUAAUUUAUUCAACACCUUUCCUUUCUCCCUUCGUUGGUUACAGUCGUGUUAAAUGUAUAGUAAGAGUUUAUUCUUAAGCGAAUAAACAGUUUAGGUAUGUUGGUAGGUGUAGUUUUAACGUAAAUCGUGUUGAAGGCGAAAGUGAAAUGUUCAGCCUUUCAAAGCAGCAGGCAUUAUGAAAGUAUGAAAACGUGCGAACAGGCGAUUUUGCUAGUUUUUGGGUGACUGCUUUCUGCUUGGUUGAGAGCAUGUAUGAAGCUGAGAGGUAUCGUAUGAUUGCUUCACAAUCAGAGUUAAGUGAGACAGUUGAAAUUGAAGGAAUGAAAUAUGUUGUAAGGAAUGUUUUUUCGAGAAAUAAGUUUUUUUGUAGUUUUAUUACUAUUACAUUGUUAUACAUACCUUUAUUGCUACAUACUACAGCUGGUCGAUUAUACAAUACAAUCUACAUAGAGAAAUAUACAUAAACAUGUGUUUUGUUUUUUGUGAA